AUGUCGUGGGCUCCUCUCACUAUGAACGAUGGUUGGAAUCGCAUCCCCAGGAUCGCCUACGGCACCUGGGGGCGCGGCAACGGAGAGGAGGCAAUCGCGUACGUCAGCAACGCGCUCUCUGUCGGUUGCACUCACAUCGAUUCCGCCCAAGUAUACAAGAACGACGCGGAGGCCGGAGCGGCUAUUCGUGCGAGUGGACUGAAGCGCGAAGACAUAUACAUCACCACGAAGUAUUCUAGCCUUGCGGAAAUCGACACGUCCAUACGGAACAGCUGUGAUUGGUUCGGCGUCGACUCCGUGGACAUAUACCUGAUUCACGGACCCAACCAUGCCAAACCGGACAUACCGACGAUCUGGAAGAAGAUGGAGGGCAUCAAGGAGGCAGGUUUGGCGAAGAGUAUCGGAGUGAGCAAGUUCAUGGUCAGCCACCUGGAGAUACUGUUGGAAAGCGCGAAGAUCAAAUCUGCAGUCAAUCAGAUCAUGGUUCACCCACAAGUCAUGCAUAUCCAAGGGCCUGUCAUCGAGUUCUGCAAGAAGGAAGGCAUCGUGGUCGAGGGAUACUGUCCUCUUCUACCUCUGAUACACUACUCCGACGGCCUAGUCGCCACGCUCGCACAUGAGAUAGCGCAACGCCUGGGUGUCAAACCGGAGCAGGUCUUGAUUGCGUGGUCAAAGUCGAAGGGCGUCGUGGUAGUCACGUCGAGCACGAAGAAGGAGCGCUUGGAGGAUAUCCUCUCUGCAGGAGAACUCGAGCUUUCGCCUGAAGACAUCAAGGCGAUCGAUGCAGCGGGAUUGGCCGAUCCUCAAGAACUCCCCACUCCUGCAAUGGUCAUGGCUCGUCAUAACUCAACGCGUCGCAACACACUCAUCUGGUUGAAGAAACGGCUGAUGCCUAUCCGUUGA
Messenger RNA from Fomitopsis serialis, 903 nucleotides. Its product is annotated as Aldo/keto reductase. NCBI's taxonomy places the organism in Eukaryota, Fungi, Basidiomycota, Agaricomycetes, Polyporales, Fomitopsidaceae. The coding region runs from base 1 to 903 and encodes 300 amino acids. Gene Ontology annotation, molecular function: oxidoreductase activity, acting on NAD(P)H as acceptor. The record is from RefSeq and is a predicted model, not a curated record. The transcript is spliced from 10 exons.